Arabidopsis thaliana (thale cress) is the source of this 1549-nucleotide messenger RNA. RefSeq names its product plasma membrane intrinsic protein 1C (gene PIP1C). Gene Ontology annotation, cellular component: plasma membrane; membrane. Gene Ontology annotation, molecular function: channel activity. Gene Ontology annotation, biological process: transmembrane transport. The transcript is spliced from 4 exons. Bases 368 to 1228 code for a protein of 286 amino acids. Lineage: Eukaryota; Viridiplantae; Streptophyta; Magnoliopsida; Brassicales; Brassicaceae. The record is from RefSeq and is marked reviewed.
AAUUAGGUCAAACAUGCUAUCUUUAUAAGGAGUUUCAGAAUAUAAUACUAAUAGUUAGCCAACGCAACAGAAUUAGUAUAAGCGUGGGUUGUGUUACAUGAUUAAACAUCAUCAAGUAGUAGGCUAUUACAAUUAUUAACGUAAAUAAAUAUGCUUUUACGAAGAUCAUCGUUAUCCAUGAUUCCCUGUAUUUCUCAUUAUUUAAAUAUAUCAUAAUAGUUUCGAGACGUUAGUUUUUUUUGCUUUUUCUAUUCUCUCUCUCUCUCGCCUCUAUAAAACCAUUCUUUCUCUAUCUCAGCCACUCUCAUUACCCAUUGUAGAAAAGAAGAAAAAAAGCAAAGAACACUUGAACGUUUUCUAGAUAGAGAUGGAAGGGAAAGAAGAGGAUGUUCGAGUGGGAGCUAACAAGUUCCCGGAGAGGCAACCGAUAGGUACAUCGGCUCAGACGGACAAAGACUACAAGGAGCCACCACCAGCUCCAUUUUUCGAGCCAGGCGAGCUGAGUUCGUGGUCCUUCUACAGAGCCGGAAUCGCCGAGUUCAUAGCCACCUUCCUGUUUCUAUACAUAACAGUAUUGACAGUGAUGGGAGUGAAGAGAGCACCAAACAUGUGUGCCUCUGUUGGAAUCCAAGGCAUUGCUUGGGCUUUCGGUGGCAUGAUCUUUGCCCUUGUCUACUGUACUGCUGGAAUCUCUGGUGGGCACAUAAACCCAGCGGUGACAUUUGGUCUGUUCUUGGCUCGUAAGCUGUCAUUGACGAGAGCUGUCUUUUACAUCGUGAUGCAAUGUCUCGGAGCCAUCUGCGGCGCCGGAGUUGUCAAAGGCUUCCAGCCAAAUCCUUACCAAACUCUCGGCGGAGGAGCCAACACAGUCGCUCACGGCUACACUAAGGGCUCUGGUUUGGGUGCUGAGAUAAUCGGAACCUUCGUCCUUGUCUACACGGUCUUCUCCGCCACUGACGCCAAGAGAAGCGCUCGUGACUCCCACGUUCCGAUUUUGGCACCACUCCCAAUCGGAUUCGCUGUGUUCUUGGUUCACUUGGCGACGAUUCCAAUCACCGGAACAGGAAUUAACCCAGCUAGGAGUCUUGGAGCUGCAAUCAUCUACAACAAGGACCACGCUUGGGACGACCACUGGAUAUUCUGGGUCGGACCAUUCAUUGGAGCAGCUCUUGCGGCUCUUUACCACCAACUUGUCAUCAGAGCCAUUCCAUUCAAGUCCAGAUCCUGAUUUGAUUUCUUUCUUUAUAAAACUUCAUUGUUGCAUCUUGGUUUGUAAUUGAGCUUGAAAAUAUUUGAGAGAUCUGGAUCAUGUGUUUAUUUUAAUUAAUGGACUUGUCUUUUUCUUAUUUGCUGUGGAUGAUCUGGUUUUAUCGUUAAAUGGAGUUUGAUAUUAUGAUUGAUUUGGUACGAUUUUAAUUUUGCUUUUGUCGUUAGACUCGAGAAAUUUUCAAGAGGAAUUUGUUAAUUUGAUUUUCUUCUGGUUUGGUUCGGUACAAAUUGAGUAAGAUCCAUAUUGUUUCGGCUUGGUUUCUCGGGUCAUCGACUCAAC